This is a messenger RNA of Pelobates cultripes (western spadefoot toad), 441 nucleotides long. Lineage: Eukaryota; Metazoa; Chordata; Amphibia; Anura; Pelobatidae. The record is from the annotation of a GenBank genome assembly.
AUGGCACUAGAUGGGGAGCUCCAGGUCAUGCUCCCUAAUCUGCUCACUAAGGCCGACUCCGAGGCUCUCUCCGACCGACUAGGCCGGGUGUUCCGGGAGGAAAUAGCCCAGUUGUGGGCAGACUUGGCGAGCAUGGAAGCCAGACUUACCACCAACGAGUCCGACUCCAAGGCGCUCCGCACAGACAUAGACGCAGUCCAACAAACAGUGGCUGGUUGUGAGUCAAGCCUAGCACACCUUACAACAUGUGUGGCCUCAUGUUGUAACAUGAGCCCACAGACUGAACCCCCGGGUCAUGGGGGUGAAGGAGAGGUACCCAACAGAAAACAUACCAGAGCUUCUACGUUCGAUUUUUGCCCAUAUGUUGGGUGGCCAACAGCUACCAAGGCUGGCUCUAGUCAGGGCACACCAUGUGCUGCGCCCACCACCAGCCAAAGGUGA